AUGCGGCGAGACGACCGCGGGCGCGGUGGCGGCGGCGGCCGCGGCGGCUUCGGCCGCGGCGGCGGCAGAGACGGCGGCGGCCGCGGACGAGCCGGCCGCGGCGGCGACUUCUUCCCCAGACGCGACAAGUUCCAAGGCCGCACGCAAGCGACCGCGACGAAACUCUCCGUCCCGAAGCCGGUGAACUUGCCGUCGAUGAAGAAAGAGCACGCGGGGAACGACCCGAACGCGCAGCUCGUGCCCGCGACGCACCAUCCCGGGGGGUGGAGCAAAGACGACCAUCCCGGGGGAGGAGCAGUUCUCGAUCGGGACGCCGCCGCGGGCGCCGGCGGCGACGGCGGCGGCGGCAGCGCGCUCGUGGACUCCAGCGCGUCCUGGGCGUCGCCGCUCGCGCAUCGCGCGGCGGCGUCGGGGGACGGCGCGCACGGCGGCCGACCGGGCGGGGAGGUCACGACCGCGCUCGCGGGGGGCGGCGACGGCGACGCGCGGACGCGGCUCGAUCAGCAUCUGAGUCAUCUGCCGCGGCGCCUGAACCAGAACGAGUAUCCCACGCUCAGCGCGGACGGCGGCGGCGGCGGCGGCGGUAAUCAUGGUAAUCAUCAUCAUCAUCAUCAUCAGUAUCGUCAUCAUCAUCACGACGACCAGCCCGACGUCGUGCCGCAGCAUAACCGGUGGGACGACGACGAGCGCAGAGGCGCGAGGGCGCCGAUCGAACGCGAAGACGCGCGGCGGCGGUUUUUUCAACCGGGCCCGGGCCCGGGCCCGGGCGACCGCGACGCUCGAAUGGACGCGCACGACGACGACGACGACGACGAUCGCCGCGGUGGUCGCUUCCUCCGCGACGACCCGCUGAACUUCCCGCCGCCGCGCCGCGCGUACGACGACGACGCCGGCGACGGCGCGCCGCCGCCGCGCGAGCGAUUCGAGCGUCGAUUCGACGAUAAUCGCGACGAGCGCGACGGGCGAGGGCCGCCGCCGCCGACGCCGCCGCCGGGGAACGGAUCCUAUACCGCCGCUCGCGAUCGCCGCGACGAACGCGACGGGUGGGGCCGGGAACGUCCGCGCGAUUACCGCGAUGAGCGCGACCGCGGAGGGUACCGUCGCGACGGGCGCGGCGACGACGACGGCGACGACGGCGACGACCGAGGCUACCGCGGCGGCCGCGACGACCGACGACGCGACUACGACGACGAUCGUCGCGAUCGGUACGGACCCCCUCCGCGAAGCGGCGACCGCGACCGCGGGGGGUACUACCGCGACGACCGCGGGAGGGAUCGAGGACCGGACGAAUACCGCGGCGGCGGCGGGGGACGCGGCGGGGACGAUUUCCGACGCGACGACUAUCGACGCGGCGGGGACGAUUUCAGACGCGACGACGGGUAUGGAGGCGACCGGUACGGCGACCGCGACCGCGACCGCGACCGCGGCUCGCCGCCGCCGCGUCGGUAUCGCGACGAACGUGACGCGUACCCGAGAAGGGACGAACGACGCGACGCUGCGUACUCGUACGAUCGACGCGACGACGACCGCGGCGGAGGCCGCGGGCGCGGGCGCGGCGGGGACUUCUUCGAUUCGCAUUCGCAUUCGCAUUCGCGCGACUACUCUGACGGUCGCGACGACCGCGACCGCGACCGCGCGCAGCAGCGCGACCGACGCGGACACGGCGGCGGGGCUGGUUUCGGACGGAACGAUCGCGGCGACCGCGGGUUCGACGAUCGCGAUCGCGGGCCGCCGCCGCGGGGGCACCGGGGCUUCGACGACGAGUUUUACGGGCGGGGUCGCGGCGGCGGCGGCGGCGGCGGCGACCGGUUCGAUUUCCCGCGCGCCGCCGCGAAGCCCCCCGCGGGGCCGCCUCCCGCGCCGCCGCCUCCCGGCCCGGAGAAGGACGAAGCCAGGGACGAGUUCCAAGCCGAGCUCCUGCGCGUCCUCGCGGAGCAAGAAGCGGAGCGCGAGGAACGGAAGCGGCUGGAGAGGGAGGCAGGCGCCGCGAAGGGCGCCGGCGGCGACGACGCCGAAAAGGGCGGCGUCGGAUCCCCGCCCCGCGGCGUGAAGCUCGGUCGAGGCCUCGGGAAGCCCAGCUCGACGUGGCCGAAGAACGCCCCCCCGAACGCUGCUAACGCCACCGCCAACGCCGCGGCGGACGACGACGGCGGCGAGAGCGACGAGAGCGACGACGACGGCGGCGCGGACGGCGGGGGCGGCGGCGGCCCCGGGGCGAUCGGCUCCGGCGCCCCGCGCGAGCGAAAGAAACGCGGCGGCCGCCGCGUGCGCGAGGCUGAAGAACGCCGCGCCGCGAAGGAGCGAGAGGCUGCCGCGAACGGCGUCGCGCCGCCGCCGCCGGCUCGGAGCCCGUGGGAAGCGAGCGGCGUCGACGUCCACGCGCCGAUUCCGUCGUACGGAGGCCAGUCGCGGGGCGCGCCGUCGUCGUCUCAUGCUCAAAACGUGGCGCAAGAGGCGGAAUCCCGGUGGGGCGCCGGCGCCCUCGGCGGCGUCGCGUGGCAAGGCCCGAUCGCGGAGAUGCAAAGAAGCGCGAGCGUGGAUAACCUCGGACGCGUCGCGCCGGGGCAGUCGGCGCACUCGAGCCCGAGCCGACCGGGACCGGGAAGGAUGGCGCCCGGGCGCGGCGGCGACGGGGACUCCUCCGUCGUCGGCGCGUUACCGAGCGACCUCACGUCGGACGGGAUCGCGGGGAACGGACCCGCGAGGGUCGGCACGCCGCCGCCGCCGCACCCCGCGAGCGGCGCGAGCGGCGGCGUCGGGGCGUACGGGAUGCCGCCGCCGAACCCGAACCCGCCGCCGCCGCCGUACGGCGCGGGGGGCGGCGGGUUCGGAGGAGGGUUCCCCGGUCGAGGCCAGGGCCCCGGCCUCUUCGGCGCCCCCGGCGGCGGGCCCGGGCCUGGGCCACCGCAGAUGCGUCCCGGCGCGAGCCAGUACGCCGCCGCCCCCGGCCCCGGCCCCGGGUUCGGCGGCGGCCCGCUCAACCUCGGCUACGGCGGCGGGAUGUGGUCCACGGGGGACGGCGCCGUCGGACCCGGGCCGCCGGGGGGCGUCGUCGGCGGGGACGUCGCCGCGGACGUCGCCGCCGCCGCCGCCGCCGCCGCAGGCGCCGCCGCGGCGGCGGCGAUGCAACGCCUCGACGUCGGCGACGCGUACUUGGCGAGUAACCCCUACGCAGCGCGCGUUACGUCGAGGGCGUAUCCCGCGUACGGCGGACCGGGGGCGAACCCGUACGCCGCGCCGUCGACAGCGGCGCCGUCGCCGCCGCGCCCGCCGCCGGGCUCGCCGCCGGGGCCGGGGGCGCCGGGAAGAGCCGCGAACGUCCCGCGGCAACCCGGCGGGUCCGGGUCCCCGGGGAGAGCGAGUGCCGCGGGAGAGGCCGCGGCCGCGGCCGCGCUGGGAGGCCACCUGGGAUUCAUAUCCGACCGCGACGGCGGUGGCGGGAACUGA
This is a messenger RNA of Micromonas pusilla CCMP1545, 3447 nucleotides long. RefSeq lists its product as uncharacterized. Gene Ontology annotation, cellular component: actin filament. The record is from RefSeq and is a predicted model, not a curated record. The transcript is spliced from 2 exons. Gene Ontology annotation, biological process: actin filament polymerization. Bases 1 to 3447 code for a protein of 1148 amino acids. NCBI's taxonomy places the organism in Eukaryota, Viridiplantae, Chlorophyta, Mamiellophyceae, Mamiellales, Mamiellaceae.